Molecule: messenger RNA, 2099 nt
Organism: Cynoglossus semilaevis (tongue sole)
Lineage: Eukaryota; Metazoa; Chordata; Actinopteri; Pleuronectiformes; Cynoglossidae
Gene: ca8
Product: carbonic anhydrase VIII
Exons: 9
Coding region: 260-1231 (323 amino acids)
Molecular function (GO): carbonate dehydratase activity; zinc ion binding
Source: RefSeq, a predicted model, not a curated record
ACAUUGUCCUGACAGAGGGCGUUGUAGUACCAUGUUUUGCACAGUAGCACGCUUUAGACCAGGGGUCUCCAACGCAUCACUUGCUAGCUACAAGUAGCUCGUAGCCCCUUCAAAGUAGCGCUGCUAUUAAAUCGAGCAUUCGUUUGAAAACGUAAUUAGUCGCUCAGCCACUCGGCUUAAAUUUUUAUCCAAAUUGUCCAUUGUCCCACCUUUCAAAACAAUUUUUUUUUGCCAUUUAGCUACCAAUUAAUACUUGCGCAUGUGUGAAUAUGCUCCAACAGAGACAGGACUCCAAGUGUCCAAGUGUGUGGACAAAACCAGUGUGACAAGGACACCACUAGGAACUGGGAAGACAGACUGGUUUUGCAGCUACCUUGACAAACACUCGUGCAACAUGGGCGACAGCAUGAACCAGGAGUCACAGUGUAACCAGAAAGAUGAGAAGAGCUGGGGCUACGAGGAAGAGUGGGGACUCCAUUUCCCAGCAGCCAACGGCGAGUACCAGUCUCCGAUAAACCUGAACUCCCGGGAGGCCCAGUACGACCCCUCCCUUCUAGACAUCAGUUUAUCACCAAACUACGUCGUGUGCCGAGACUGUGAGGUCAUCAACGAUGGACACACCGCGCGCAUCGUUCUCAAAUCCAAAUCAGUGGUCAGUGGAGGUCCACUGCCGAGCCACCACGAGUAUGAGCUUCACGAGGUUCGAUUCCACUGGGGAAAGGAGAACCAGAGAGGUUCAGAGCACACAGUUAACUUCAAGGCUUUCCCCAUGGAGCUCCACCUGAUUCACUGGAACAGCACUCUGUUCAAGAACUUAGAGGACGCUCUGGGCAAGAAGAAUGGAGUCCUCAUCAUCGCUCUCUUCGUACAGAUUGGCAAAGAGCAUCUGGGUCUAAAGGCGGUCACAGAAGUCCUGCAGGACCUACAGUACAAGGGGAAGAACAAGAUCAUUCCCUGCUUCAACCCCAACACUCUGUUACCUGACCCAUUACUGAGGGACUACUGGGUGUACGAAGGGUCUCUGACCACCCCCCCCUGCAGUGAAAAUGUGACCUGGAUUCUCUACCGGUAUCCUCUCACCAUCUCACAGCUGCAGAUUGAGGAGUUCCGGAGGCUGCGUUCCCAUGGUAAAGGGGCGGAGCUUUCAGAAGGGAAUGAUGGGAUGCUGGGGGACAACUUCCGCCCGACACAACCGCUCAAUGAUCGCACAAUUCGCGCUGCAUUCCGGUGACUCUGGUGUAUUUCUCCCGACUCAAAAGAAAUGGACUGUAAGAAACACAUGUAAAACAAAAUAACAGUGUAACAUCGGGUCAGCCGUCACCUUUACAUAACCUAGAACACAGACGAGGACACAUUCACACCACAUUGUUAGAAGGUUUCAAAUGAAACACAGUUUGUAGUUUGUAGCUUCAAAAGACAGUGAAGGUAUUUGGAGUGUUCUACCCAUGACAGCCUGCUAACCCAUUUGCUAAUUUAAAAUGGGGGGGGGGUCCAACGUUAGUAAGAACAAGUCUUCGUCAACUACAUGUGGUCCAAGACAUUGGCUGCAGAGACAGAGAAAAACUGAAGAAUUAUGGAUCAAAACAUAUCAAACAUCACUAUUUAGGAAGACUGUAUUCACAUUAGAUGAAGGCAAAGACACGUUCUGACUAUUGUUAACAAUGACAACAACAUGACAGGUAACCACAGACCUUUGUGUUAGAGCUGAGAAAAAUUUGGCUGCCAAAUACCUUAUGUGCCAAUUUUGUAAUGACUUUGCAUUUGAUUUAAAUUCUUGGUGCAAUGACAAAUCCUAAUUUUACCCAAGAGAAAGUCCAAGAUGAGUUUUUUCCUUUUUUUUUUUAGGAACUACAACACGAUAUCAACCUGUUUAUGGCUGGUACAAAUGUUCUGGGCUGGUGUUGGGACAUGAUCUGAAAAACUUCCUGUUAGUACAAAGUCAGCAGCACAAACCCCCGUUUGUUGACCUGGUCUUAGAACGUGAUCUUCCGUAAAGUGUGGGAUGUUUGUAAUGUGAUGUUAAGAAUGCUAAUCCAUGUAGCUUUGUUUUAGCAUAUGUGGUGAAAACGUGUGUAUUUGUGCAAUAAAAAAAAACAAAA